AUGCAAAGAGCAAAUUGGGGAAAGAAGGGAAUUCCAAAAUACGCGAAAUGUGUCAAAGAUAUUGUGGCCAAGAAAAGCAAGUUAGCUGAAUUUGAAACAAUGGCACUCACUGAAAAGUUUAGUUCAAGAAUCUUAAACAAAAGUAAGCUUCCAGUUAAACAAAAAGAUCAGCCUGCAAUCUAUGAAGAGCUGUCUACUGUAACCAUCAUCGAUGAGGAAGUCUUAGCUCAAUGCAUUGUAGAAAAUGAUCCGUUGGCAAAAGUUGUGAUGGGUCAAGAUAUUGAAGAGGAUAUGGAAGCUAAAGAGUUAGCUAGUAUUGUGUUGGGACAUGAAGUGUCAAAAGGUGGUUUGAAGGUAGACAAAGCUAAAAUUGAAGUGAUUAAGAAACUUCCACCACCAAUUUCAGUAAAAGGAGUUCGCAGUUUUCUAGGUCAUGCCGGAUUCUACCGGCGAUUCAUUAAAGAUUUUUCAAAAAUUGCCAGACCCAUGUGCAGUUUGCUUGAAAAGAAGGUAAAAUUUAUUUUUGAUGAUAAUUGUUUGCAGGCCUUUGAAAUCUUGAAGAAAAAGUUGAUUGAAGCCCCCAUCCUGAUAGCUCAUAACUGGGAGUUACCUUUUGUGCUGAUGUAUAAUGCAAAUGACAUAGCAGUGGAAGUAGUUCUGGGAAAAAAGAAGGAGAUAAUUUUUCACUCUAUUUACUAUGCCAGCAGGACUCUUGACUCUUCUCAGGCAAACAACACUAUCAAAAAGAAGGAAAUGUUGGCAUUGGUUUAUGCUUUCGAUAAAUUCUACUCUUACCUGAAGUCGAUAAAGGAGGAAUUUCCAGAUGAGCAACUGUUGGAAAUAGCGAUACAAGAACUCCCAUGGUACGUAGAUAUUGUGAACUACAUUAUUAGUGGAGUGUUUCCUCCUUAUGCUACUUUGCAGCAAAAGAAGAAGCUUAUGCAUGAUACUAGGUUCUACAUAUGGGAUGAACCUUAUCUAUUCAAGCAAGGCAUUGACAGAAUGGUUAGGAGGUUUGUACCAGAAAUGGAGGUGCACCAAGUGUUGGAUAGUUGCUAUUCAUCACCAUACAGUGGCCACCAUGGAGGAGAGCGCACUGUGCAUAAGGUACUUCAGUCUGGGUUCUUUUGGCCUAUAUUGUUCAAAGACGCUACAGGGAGAAUUAUAAGUGAUGGAGGAUCACAUUUUAUCAAUCAAACAGUGAAGAACAUCUUGGCAAAAUUCGGGGUACUCCACAAAGUGGCCACAACUUAUCAUCCACAAACCAAUGGACAGGUGGAAGUCUCUAAUAGGGAAGUCAAACAAAUUCUGCAAAAGACUGUCAAUGCACAACGAAAGGAUUGGGCAGAAAAGCUAGAUGAGGCAUUAUCGGCAUAUAGAACUGCGUAUAAAACCCCCAUUGGAACAUCUCCUUAUCAAAUGGUAUUUGGUAAAGCAUGUCACUUACCGGUGGAUCUAGAAAAUCAAGACUACUGGGCAAUCAAAAAGCUCAACCUUGAUCUCGAGCUAGCAGGAUGGAAGAGGUUAGAUCAGUUGCAUGAGUUAGAAGAAUUUAGCCUUCACGCCUAUGAAAACGCCAAGCUUUACAAGGAGAAAACCAAGCGAUGGAAUGAUAAGCACAUCAUCAAUCAUACUUUUGAACCAGGACAAAAGGUACUUCUCUUUAAUUCUAGACUUAAGCUUUUUCCAGGAAAGCUGUAG
Molecule: messenger RNA, 1701 nt
Organism: Solanum dulcamara
Lineage: Eukaryota; Viridiplantae; Streptophyta; Magnoliopsida; Solanales; Solanaceae
Exons: 6
Coding region: 1-1701 (566 amino acids)
Biological process (GO): DNA integration
Molecular function (GO): nucleic acid binding
Source: RefSeq, a predicted model, not a curated record